Molecule: messenger RNA, 4369 nt
Organism: Seriola aureovittata
Lineage: Eukaryota; Metazoa; Chordata; Actinopteri; Carangiformes; Carangidae
Gene: myclb
Product: MYCL proto-oncogene, bHLH transcription factor b
Exons: 3
Coding region: 336-1772 (478 amino acids)
Biological process (GO): regulation of transcription by RNA polymerase II
Molecular function (GO): DNA-binding transcription factor activity, RNA polymerase II-specific; RNA polymerase II cis-regulatory region sequence-specific DNA binding; protein dimerization activity
Source: RefSeq, a predicted model, not a curated record
AGUGACCACAGCCGAACGCCCAUCCAGCCCUUUGAGCGGCGGGACUGCGACCAAACGGACUCAUUUGCCUCAGCGACUGUUUACCACCUGAAAGCGACACCGCACGGAGCAGCGGGAAAGCUCACGUUUCAAGCAGGUUUUGUCGCAAAAGGAAUCAGUGUGGUCGCUGCUUGUCUUGUUGUUUUGGUUUUUUUUUGUUGUUGUUUUUUUGGACACUCGAAAUUGCGCACGGCGGAUCUAUGAAGACGCGGGCAGGUUUUUCACUCUCAGCACCAGACCGAGGGAACAGGGAGUGAUUCACCCCCCACCACCACCACCACCAGCCUGCAGCCCCCAUGCCGGGCAUAAGCUCCACCGCGCCUCGUUAUGAAAACUGGGACAUGGACCACCUCGAUCAUUACCAACAUUAUUUCUACGACGACCACGACCCGGAUGAGGAUUUCUUCAAGUCUACAGCGCCCAGCGAGGACAUAUGGAAGAAAUUCGAGCUGGUACCGACCCCGCCCAUGUCCCCCAUCCGGGCGGUAGAAGGGUCGGGCAGGGUCGGACUGCUGUACCCGUCUCUGGGGGACAAGCUGGAGUGGGUCUCUCAGUUCUUGGGGCAGGAGGAUGAGCAACAGCAGCAGCAGCAGCAGCAGGACCUGCCGUGCAAGCUGACCGCGGCCAACGACUCCUUCGGGAACCUGAGCUCCAUUAUCAUCCAAGACUGCAUGUGGAGCGGCUUCUCCGCCGGGCAGCAGCUGGAGAGAGUUGUAGGGGAGCGCUGCGCCUCCUGUCCCGGGACGGGGGCGUCUGCCGCUAAAGUCGCCGCCGGGUCUGCCGUUUCUUCCCCGGGGAGGGCGCAGUGUGCAGCCGCCGACACGCCAGCCGUCGGUGGCUUGGCAACGGACUGUGUGGACCCCGCUGCGGUGCUUACUUUCCCGCUUACCGGUGGAUGCAAGAAACAAGUGUCCUCUGGUUCAGAGUCUCACACCGACUCGUCAGAUGAUGAAGAUGACAAGGAUGACGAUGAAGAGGAGAUUGACGUGGUGACGGUGGAGCACAAGCAGCAGCAGCGUAAGCCUCGUCGACUGGUCAACAGCCGGAAACCUGUGACCAUCACAGUGCGGGCCGACCCCCUCGACCCCGGCAUGAAGCGUUUCCACAUCUCCAUCCACCAACAGCAGCACAACUAUGCUGCCCCAUCCCCGGACACUCUCCCGGCGCCAACCGAACCGCCUCGCAAGAGGGUCCGGCAGGAGGCCUCCACCCAGGCGAUCCAACCACACCAGAACUCUCACUACCACCAGCCCCGGCCAGGCCACGCCCCUCUGAACUUAGACAGCAGAAGGUCUCAUGUGACCGUGGCUGGAGUCAGGUCAGAGUCGCCGAACCUCAGCGCCUCCUCUCCCACCUCCUCCACAUCGCCUUCGUCUCCUCCCUCCUCCUCCUCUUCUUCCUCCUCCCAAAGCUCUCCAUCAAAGCCCCACUCCCUCUCCCACUUCUCCAGCCCCCAGUCCUCCGACUGCGAGGACACAGACAAACGCAAGGCGCACAACUUCCUGGAGCGCAAGCGGCGGAACGACCUUCGCUCCCGUUUCCUGUCGCUGCGGGACGAGAUCCCGGGCUUAGCGGACUGCCCCAAGACUCCAAAGGUGGCGAUCCUGACGCGAGCCACGGAGUACCUGCAGCAGCUGCACACCAGCGAGAGGCAGAAGGCUCAGGAGAGGAAGCAGCUGAAAGCCAGGCAGCUGCAGCUGCUGCAGAGGCUGGCACAGCUCAAACGAUCCUGAGCGUCCGAGGGGGGGGGGCGCGUCGGCUGUCACCACACACGUACACUCACAGAACUCAAUGGGACUACAUGAAGAAGAAAAGACACUAAUGUUCACUUUGAGUUGGUCACGUUGGAAUAGUGCGGGUGGAUUGUUUUUUUUUUUUUUGUUUUUUUUUCUGUUUUUGUGGUUUGCACAUUAGCUUCUGAGUGAUUGACAAGGCCACAAGCCGGUCGGGACAGCAAGCUAGGGACUGAUCUUAUGAAUCUAACGGGCAGAUGAAUAUGUCCAUGGUUACUCAAUACAGAUAUGUCAAACUGUUAUGUUUCCCCCUGCUAAAAAUGUUCAAAACUGUUGCUUGCUACUGGGAAGGCUGCUGUGAAAGCAGCAGCUUCUAGUUGAUGAACUGCUACAACUGUGCUGUUUAACUGCUGCAUGGUCUGGUCAGACGUCUCCUUGUGAUAGAUGUGCUUGCACGGCAAUGAUGUCUCCUCUUUCUAUCGGUCUGAAGAGCCCCCUAGAGUUUCUUUCCCCCUUCAAAUUUCUGCUUUUUUCUUUUUCUCUCUAAUGCUGGCAUACGCUUGGCAUACAACUUCUUUUGUGUGUUCUUUUCCAUUUUCAUUUACUUCUCACUCGCUGUCUGUAGCAUCUACCCUCUAUCCCUGUUGUUUCCCGUUCUUUUUUCUCUCCCUGUCAGCAUUAGAAGUUUCUAGCUUUAUGCUUGCUGAUAAUGGAGAUGCACCGGGCUGUAGUUGGACUGUACUGAGCCAUGCAACAGUAAUGUUACAACUGGAUGGACACAACAUGUUCUGCACCUCUGAAAUAGCUCAGGUUAAGUCUUAACUUCUGUGCCUGCAGGUUUUCACUGAUAAACUUGUAGUUUUCUUCUUGCAUCAGAGAUGUUCCGGCACUUUGGUCACAGUAACAGCCUGUUUUUGUUUUGUUUUUUUGUAGCAUUUUAUUUGGAGAAAAUGAGAAGAUUUGUUGCCAUGCAGGCAUUGUUUUGAGAUAGAUCAUAUUUUCAAGCAACAAUCUGCAAAAACAGUAAGAAAAGUUUUUUACCAAGCUUUCACGCUCCCUAAUAUUGUUGUGCAAUGGAGACCAGCCAAAAUGUGAAUGUCGGCUUCAAUUAAUUAACCAAAAGAAACUCUUAUAAAAUGGCUCAAAUUUAAUCUAUAUGUCAUGUCAUAAAAAAUGCCAACUUCUGCCCACUGAGUUCCAAAAGUACAUUUCUUUCAUCUUGCUCUCUGAUUAUAUUUGUACUUUUUUUUUUUGCAUUUCAUGUAAUGCCUAUAGAAGCCUUUCAAUGUAUGUAGACUAUCCUGUUGGAUGUUAUGUAUAUAGUUCCCUUACUGUACAGCCCCUUCCAAACCAAAACCAGAGCUGUCUACUAUACUCAUCCUAGUUCUUGUUGGGCCUCGCGUGAUAAACCGGGGCCAGGCUUGCUGGCUUUUCAAAGAUAACUCAAAGCUUCUAUUUUUGUUAAUAAAAUGAUUAUGAAAAAGAGUCAAAAUAAAACACUUACUGAACAUUGAUCACACUAGCCACUUUGUCACACAUUUUCUUUUUUUUUUUGUUUUUGUUUUGUAAUGCCUACUUGUUUUCAUUACUUUUUCUGUGUCUGGGGUUUCUUUAUUUGUACAAGUCAAGAGUUGACAAAAGUUUUAUACUAUAUUUUCCUACCGAGUUGUGUUUCAGUGUGAGCUAAUGACUAUUCUUUUUGUUAUGUAGCCACCAGGGCUUUAUUGGUGGUUAUGUGCUGAAAAUUGGCAUGUGUGGUCUGCUUUCUCCCUCUCUUUGGAGUGGAAAGCACCUGAAAGCUCCUGUAUUCAAUCCAAUCACUGUAGCUGUAGCACUCUCUUAAAUCUGGCGUGAGGUGUGGGGGUGGAGGGGGGGAGGCUUAAGAGGAUCUACCGAUUUUAAACUUCUGGCUGUGUGUAGCCUUAAUGUUACGGCUCUCUCUGCUUUUUUUUUUUUUUUGCAAGCCCGGCGCUCCCUACUGUCCCAUAAGCCAUGCAACAGAGAACACUGUAGCCCUGGAUCUAGUACUGUAAAUGACUUGAUCACGAGUAGCAUCGCCUGCUUUUACCAGCACUCAGGAAAACCCCCCCCCAAGUAAACUGUAGCUCUUGUGAUAGGCUCAUAGACUCUGCUUGAGGGGGAAAAACCCGUAAUAUAAUAUGCUGUAUGUAUAAUAUAACCUCAGAAAGCACCCUCAGAGAUGAAAAGAGAGGAUUUGAUCAGAGGAUUCGUGAUGGUUAAAGAAAUACUUACAAAUAUCAUUAAUGUUUCCCCUUUUUACUCUGUCUUAAAAAAAAUCUCAAAUGAAUUCAGCACAAACCACCAGUAGCCCUGAUUUUUAGUUUGUUUUUCAAUAGGGUGCACCCACAGCAGUGGUUUGCCCCAUAUUUCUGUUUUGUUUAACUUGUAUUGAUCACUGGUCUCUGCGGUUGGCACAGUCAUGGUAGCAGUGGACAUUGCUUGCUUACUUUGGGAGUUCAAUUAUGGUGAUUUGGAGCCUUGUCUCAGCACUUUGUUUUUUCUGUACCUCAUAAGCCUCUAUGUAUGAAGAGUAAGUCAUAAAAUUAAUAAAUUUCAUGGUUUGACAUCAUAAACAA